Molecule: messenger RNA, 1750 nt
Organism: Lotus japonicus
Lineage: Eukaryota; Viridiplantae; Streptophyta; Magnoliopsida; Fabales; Fabaceae
Product: COBRA-like protein 4
Exons: 6
Coding region: 206-1501 (431 amino acids)
Biological process (GO): cellulose microfibril organization; plant-type cell wall cellulose biosynthetic process
Cellular component (GO): plasma membrane
Source: RefSeq, a predicted model, not a curated record
CAACCAUUUGGUGAUACAUCACUGGAACUUCAAGAGAAUUCCCUGGAAGGCUUUUCUUCUACAAUACUAUACAUUCAGUUCCAUUGGCCACUGAUCUUAACGUUUUGUCACUGAGCAGAAGGUAUUCCAUCCUUGCUGAAAUUUGGCUUGGCUUUCUUGGGGCCAAUUGGAACAUUUGAUAACAUCAAACACAAUUUAUUCAGCAAUGAGGCUUGUUAUCUCAGCUCUCUGUGUUCUUGUGCUAUUCUCUUAUGCAGUUGCAUAUGAUCCAUUGGAUCCAAAUGGCAACAUAACAAUCAAAUGGGAUGUGAUGUCUUGGACACCAGAUGGCUAUGUGGCUGUGGUAACAGUCCACAAUUUCCAAAUGUUUCGGCACAUCAUGAAUCCAGGGUGGACAUUGGGAUGGACAUGGGCUAAGAAAGAAGUGAUAUGGACCAUGGUAGGAGCUCAAACCACAGAGCAAGGAGACUGCUCAAAGUUCAAAGGCAACAUACCUCACUGCUGCAAGAAAAUUCCCACAGUUGUGGACUUGCUCCCUGGUGUGCCUUACAACCAACAAUUCUCAAACUGCUGUAAGGGCGGAGUGGUUGCAGCAUGGGGUCAAGAUCCUUCACAAUCUAUCUCAUCCUUCCAAGUCAGUGUAGGACAAGCUGGCACCUCAAACAAGACAGUGAAACUCCCCAAGAAUUUCACGCUCUUGGCUCCAGGACCAGGCUAUACUUGUGGCCCUGCAAAGGUUGUUCCUUCCACCAAUUUCCUUACACCCGACAAGCGCCGCAAGACUCAAGCACUAAUGACAUGGAAUGUUACCUGCACAUACUCACAAUUUCUAGCAAGGAAAAACCCAAGUUGUUGUGUGUCUUUGUCAUCCUUCUACAAUGAAACCAUUACCCCAUGCCCCUCUUGUGCCUGUGGCUGCCAGAACAAAAAGAAUUGUGUGAAGAGAGACUCUAAGAUUCUCAGCAUGGUGGGGGUUCAUACUCCAAAGAAAGACAAUGAACCAUUACUGCAGUGCACUCAUCAUAUGUGCCCAAUCAGGGUCCACUGGCAUGUGAAGGUCAACUAUAAGGACUAUUGGCGAGUGAAGAUCGCCGUAACGAAUUUCAAUUACAGGUUGAAUUACUCUUUGUGGACUCUUGCUGUUCAGCAUCCAAAUCUUAAUAACAUCACCCAAGUUUUCAGCUUUGAUUACAAGCCUCUUCAACCCUAUGAGAACAUAAAUGAUACUGGCAUGUUCUAUGGCAUGAAAUACUUCAAUGAUCUUCUAAUGGAAGCUGGACCAAAAGGGAAUAUCCAAUCAGAGUUACUUCUUCAGAAGGACAAGAAUACAUUCUCAUUCAAGCAGGGUUGGGCAUUUCCUCGCAAAGUGUACUUUAAUGGUGAUGAAUGCAUGAUGCCCCCACCUGACACCUACCCAUUUCUGCCAAAUUCUGCUCCUACAAGCCUAGUUUCCUUCCAGGCACUCAUCUUCUCAUUGCUCAUAAUGCUAGCAGUUUGGUGAAUUGGUGCAUAGAGUGUCAGAAUUGUUCUGUGAAAAUUUUGAAACCAUGUAACUUACAAUAGGUAUGAAUACUUAAAGUCAUUCUUUGAAACACCGAGUGAAACUCAUGGCUGCAAUUUUUGCACUAAACAUGUGAUAAAUGUAUAUUUUGUCUGAAUCAUGAAUUCUUGGUGCUGUUAUUGCAGUGCCAUACUGAAUAAUUGAUGUCUCACAUACAUAUUCGAUUAAUGAAGUCUAUCAUUCAUUUCA